CUAUCAUUUUCACGCAUUGGCGUCAUCAAACUUUCAUCACCGUCGGUCACGAUCGACCCCUGUUUUACAAAUUUCCAACUGUAUGAAAAAAACAUCAAAAGAGUAUGAGAAAAUCAGAUCGCAACUUCAUUUUGAAUUUUUUUGCUUUCAGCCUUUUCAAUUUGAUCAAGCUGUUUGUACCUAUAUAAGGAGCCCCCUCUUUGUUGAUUCAGAAAAUUUGCUUCAAAUUUUGGAAAGUUCUUCAAUCGUCAAGCUAUACAUACUGUACUGCAUUGUGUAUUUUGAAAAGUUUAUGUAUUUUCUCUCUCUGUUUUUCUGUGUGUGCGGUUGGCGAGUUAGCAGGGAGGACUUAGAGGAGUUGAUCGCCGACAAGGACAUCGGGAUCUAAAGUUCGUUAUCCUGAAAGUUUUUAUGUUUAAAUUUUUUGGUUAAGUUGUGCUAUUUUUGCCAUUUCUCUUUUGGUUUGUUGUUUUUUGGGGGAUGUUUUUAAUUUUGGGACGUGAAGUUUGAGAAACAGAUAUUUACGAAUCUUCGUUCUGUAGAUUUGGCCAUUGAAUAAUUUGACUAGAAGUUGGGUGGGAAAUUCAAAGACAUGCAUUUGGUUCUGUGAGAGAUGUGGAUUGGAGAAACUGAACUGCGUUUUGUUGUGGAUUUGGUGUUUCAUUGACAAUUUUGAUCUCGACAAAGUUAAAACAUGUAUUUAAGGAUGCCUCUUUAUUUCGUAAUGCUUGGUUUUUAUGUGCAUGCAUGUCUAUCUUUUAUUCUUGAUGCAUGGUUCCUAAAUUGAAACUAUAAAUUCUGAAUCUUCUUUUAGGAGGAAGUGCGUUCCGACCUCUUGAUUGAUAUAGCUACGACUGAUGUGUGUGGAAAAAGUAAAAUGCUGCUUUUUGUUACGGGGUUAUUGUGUCCUUUGCGUUCCAUGUUGUUUAUUUUUCUGAAAAUUCCCAGUUUUUACUUGUAUGGAUCAAUCUCGUCUGCUGGUGUUUCACGUAGCAGCCAAGGAAACUAUCAGCCAUAUAGCUGAAAUUUUCCUGUUAGAUACAGUCUGUAUAGGUGUUGAUGCUAGAAGCAUUGACCUCACAAUCCGCUGCAUGCUUUUUAAGGAUGCAGUGACACUUUUUUUGUCAUAUAACCAUACGUCUUCUCCUGAGGUAGAUCUUCUAAUAUUGCUUGACGACAUACUUGUUUCUUGUUGGAUUUGGAUUAUCCGGCUAGUGACUACUUGGACACAGUUUUUCAUUUUUCUUUUGUCGUAUAUAGAAGUUUUCUUGUUACCAUCCCAACAGAAAUGGUGGAAGUGUUGUAAGAAAGGUGUCUGGAUCAUUUAAAAUAUGGACUCAUAUUUAAACAUAAAAAUAAAUGCUUAGUGCAAUUUUCGCGGCUUCUGUUAUCAAGCACAAAAUACCAGUUGGCCAUGAAAGAUUAUUCGACACAUGAACCGUAUAGCAUGUUGAUUGUGUUACAUGUUUUCUGUGAGGCCAGUAUUUUCAUUACAAUGAUAUAUAAAUUUUUCUAAGAAAAAGAGACUUCUAUUUCUGGUCUGAUAAUGUGAACACAAGAGAAUUCAGAUUCUCUCCUUCUUUUAGGGCCAAAAUUUUAGUUGCAUGGGUAUAUCUAAAAUAUUGUCUUAUGACUAAGUGAGAGUAUUUGAAUGAGGAACUUUUCUGUGGGUUAGUAAUUUGUUCUGGAGCAGUUGGGAAGAGAUGCACUUUGGUCGCCAGUAUCUCUCUAUUGUCAUUAUGUUGAGAAAGUAUAAGUUUGAGUAAUUAGUUAGAAAGGGCUCUGGAUGUGAGAAGUGCUGAACUAGGCAUCUGAAUCAAGUUAUGAGAAGUCAACUUCAAACCCAUUUCCUAGUAUCACUUGUCAUAUUUCUACUUCGCAACAUAUGCCCAGCACUCCACCUUGGUGGAGUUGAUUUAAAGUUGAUUCGGACAUGUUUGCUGUACUUGCCAGUCGUGUACUGGAUAUCGCACUCCAACCUGAUAACCAGAUGCCAAUGUAGGGUGCCUAACAUAGUUUAUUAAUAGCUAUAUAUGAUAGGAGAUAAGGUUGGUCCAAAAGUACACAGUGAAAUACCUCUUAGAGUCCACUGCAUGCUACUCUUUUUAAUUGCUGUUGUUUCAACUGUGAGUUUUACCGCCAUCAACUAAAAUAGUUGGAAUAUCAAGGAAAAAUUCUGAACAUUUUAGGAAUAUUUGACUGCGGACAAGGCAUUAUUAAUGAGAUACCUUACAGCUAGGUUUCUGAUUGAGAGAUGACGCUGGAUAUGAAAGUUGUGGCUUCUCUAUUUAAGUUAUCAUGUGGUGAAGAGGAGACCGUGCAGAAUACUGGACUGAGGUUGAGCUCCCCAUCCAUGAUGUCCAUUUAGAGGAUUUGGACUUCAAGAAUCAAGUGUAAUGCAAAGAUUACUAUAUGCAGCUGGAAGCUGUGGAGUUCCAGAAUGCUGCAUGAUUUUUGUUAAUUGGCUUUCUUGUAGAUCUACUUGUUUUGCUGAAUUCUCUUCUGUAGGAUUUUGUGACUGGAGCUCUUCAUCCAUUGUUGGAUUUGUUGUCGCUGAUUGAAUCUGUUGCAGCAAAUAUGCAAGAAAAGCUACAUGAUCUUGAGGUGUCGCCCAUAUGGAGGGCGCAUAGACUAGAAAUACAUGCAUAGGUUUAGGCUUUGCCUAAAUUUGUUUCUGAAUGCAGGUGCUUCACCCAUUACCAGCUGUCUAGGUAUCUGUUAGUCCAAGUUCAUACAGUUCAAUGGCAUUUGCGGCUGCUAAUCAUUCUGGCAUUCGUCAUGCUGAGCCCAAAAUCUCAGAGAACAUGUUAGCUGUGGAGAAUAAGAUUGCAACUAGCAUCAACGCUAUUGUGUCAAACUUGCAGCCUUCCCCUGAGGAGCACAUUCCCGCAAAAGAGUCACUGUCUCAGGGAAAAAUUACUGGCACUGAAGCACUAGAUAAAGGAUACCUGAAGUGUUCUCAUUAUCGUCGGAGGUGCCAAAUCAGAGCUCCUUGUUGCAAUGAGAUAUUUGAUUGUCGUCACUGUCACAAUGAGGCAAAGAACAAUAUUUGCGUUGACCAAAAGCUCAGACAUGAUGUCCCUCGCCACUUAAUUGAGAAGGUCAUAUGCUCACUUUGUGACACUGAACAGGAGGUUCAACAAGUUUGCACAAAUUGUGGUGUAUGCAUGGGAAGAUACUAUUGUGCAAUUUGCAAGCUAUUUGAUGAUGACACAUCUAAAGAGCAGUAUCAUUGCAAUGGGUGUGGUAUUUGCAGGAUCGGGGGCUCCAAGAAUUUUUUCCACUGUGAUAAAUGUGGAUGCUGUUAUUCUAUACUUCUAAAAAGCAGUCAUCCAUGCGUGGAGAGGGCAAUGCACCAGGACUGUCCUGUAUGUUUUGAGUAUCUAUUUGAUUCGAGAAACGAUGUCAUUGCUAUGCCAUGUGGCCACACCAUUCAUAAGACAUGCUUGGUAGAGAUGCAGGAGCACUACAAGUAUGCUUGCCCUAUCUGCUCCAAGUCAGUUUGCGAUAUGUCCAAAGUGUGGGAGAAGUUUGACCUGGAAAUUGCAGCUACACCCAUGCCUGCGUAUUAUGAGAACAAAAUGGUUUGGAUUCUUUGUAAUGAUUGUGGAAGCAACUCUGAAGUGAAAUACCAUGUCAUCGCCCAGAAAUGCCCUAAUUGCAAGUCUUACAACACCCGUCAAACAAGAGGCCUUGCAAGAUAGAUACACUAAUUGCUGACGUUUAACCUAUGCACCUCUAUGCGCAACGAAAGCAAUUGCUGGCGGGAAACACAGUGGGGGUUGUCUUGCCAUUUCCUAAUUAACUUGAGAAGCAUAAAUAGGGGAAGUUCAUUUUCCAUCUUAUGUUACAAACUUGUCCAAGUCACAGUGUUCUAUUUUCCAUAGUUUUCAUCUAUUCUAGCCUUUGUUUGUUAAUGAAUGCCAUUUCGUUACUGUCUAUGAAAGGCAAACAGUUAUCGGUUUCUCCCCCUCUCUCGUCACCUGUCCCCCAUUCGUGUCUGAUCUUCAUUCAAAUGUGCUUUAAAAAGCCUGGGUCCUAACCAAGCGUUCGUGUUCGAGCAGAGACUGAUGAAGAUUUUGAUUGAGCCCAUCUGGACUCGGGAAAAUGAUGAUAUUCAUCCACUUUGAAU
Molecule: messenger RNA, 4132 nt
Organism: Sesamum indicum (sesame)
Lineage: Eukaryota; Viridiplantae; Streptophyta; Magnoliopsida; Lamiales; Pedaliaceae
Source: RefSeq, a predicted model, not a curated record